GCACCUUCCGACGGGGCAGGGCCUAGCCCGGUCGGAGCUUCCACCGCUUUAGAGAAGCGCCGGCGGGGCGGAGGCGAGCGGACGAGACGGAGUUCACCGCGCCGGCGGUACCCCGGGGCGGCCCGGCCCGGCCCCCCGGCCCCAGCGCCGGCGGAGCGGGGCCGCGCCGGACCAUGGCGGAGCGGGGCUGCCCCCGUGCCGCGCGAGGGGAACGCGCCGGGGCGGGCAGGCGCGCCGUACCCGCACCAGAGGCAGAGGGGCCGCGGGGAAGCCGCACCGUGCCGGGGUCGCUGGAGCGCCGCCGCUGCCUGUACCUGCACACGGGCCGGGGUGAGCGCGCCCGGCGGGAGCCGCUCCCUCUGUCCUUCGGAGCGCAGCGGCUGGGCCCGCUCCCUCCCGGGCGCUCCUCUGUGGCCGCAGCUCACCUCGGCCUCCCCUGCAGCCUGCUGCCAGAUGGUGGAGGUCCUGCUCGCUGUCCUGAUCCUGGUCUGCAGCUCCGUGUCCUGUGGCUCGGCCGGAGGAUACACCGGCCUCCCCGCCCUGGGGGGCAUCUACUACUACCAGUACGGCGGGGCCUACAGCGGCUUCGGCGGAGCGGAUGGGGAGCGAGCCCAGCAGCUUGACCAACGUUUCUACCUACUGAAGCUGCCCAUUGCAAGGGCAGCGAUGGUCGUGGGAGGGUGUCUCCUGGUCUUCCCUUGUGUUCUAAUUUUGGUUAGUGCUCUGCAGGUCCCGUGGCACUUCCCAGCAUGGCUGCUAAUUGAAUGCACCUUGUACAUAGUGAUUGCGGUUGGCACAGUGCCUGCUCUGUACUAUUUCCUCCAUUCUCUGCUGAGCGUUUAUAAUUCAUCACUGUGCAAAGAGAGAGAGCAGCUUUAUCAAAGCAAAGGCUAUCAGGGCUUCUGGUGCAGCCUGCAUGGGGCAGAGAUUGCUGCUGGCCUAUUGGGCUGCAUGGCUGCCAUGGCAUUCCUGCUCAGUGCAGGCCUAGCUGUCAGAGAUUACAGGACAGUUCAUGAACAGAAACAGAAGCCACUGCAAUUAUAAGAAUUUUCAAAUGAUUCCUCCACUCCAGUAAUGGUCUUGAUUUUUGCCAGUCUCCUUACUGAGAUGAAGCAGUAUGCUUUCCUUUCCUCGGGACAGUACAGCCUUAAUGCUACAGAACACUCACCAAGCUGGCAUAGCUCUAAAUAUGGUAGGGAUAACCUGACUCUAACUUGAAUUUGCAUUAUCAAGUUAUUAAUGGCUCAGAGCUGAGGCAAUGGAUUGUCUCUGCUUCACAGGCAGCCCUUCCAUCCCACUCCCAGCUGUCCCCUUCUCCAGUGAGGCCUUGCUACAAGUACUGCCACUGUAAGCUUCUGUCAAUGAACAGCUUUUUGUAGCUGAAACUGUCUCUACAAAAGGCACGUGAGUCCACUGAGAAAAGAGCUCUUAAAAACAAGUGACUGAGGCCCAUGGUUGUGACAAUUAAAUAUUGCUUCCUUGUAGGUCUCUUGGAAUUAACAGACCAGUGUGAACAUGACAUUUAUAAGGCCAUGAAAAAGUCCUGAAAAAACCUCUCAAACUCAGUCAAACUUGUGAUACAAUGCCUUUUCAAACUCCUGGAGGGGGUGCAUUUAUGUAUGAAAUGGUCUUUUUAUAUGACUUGCAUACAAGAGUUUUGCUUAAAAAGAUGCCCUGGCUUGGGAUAAUCAGACAAAAGCUUUAUGAGAUCAAAUGGGUGAUUGAAUAUAGAAGUAUAUUGUUUUCAAAAUACAUUUUCAAUGUACAAGUUGGAGAAA
Molecule: messenger RNA, 1778 nt
Organism: Haemorhous mexicanus (house finch)
Lineage: Eukaryota; Metazoa; Chordata; Aves; Passeriformes; Fringillidae
Gene: MARVELD3
Product: MARVEL domain containing 3
Exons: 2
Cellular component (GO): membrane
Source: RefSeq, a predicted model, not a curated record